Ostrea edulis (European flat oyster) is the source of this 1387-nucleotide messenger RNA. RefSeq lists its product as uncharacterized. The transcript is spliced from 4 exons. Lineage: Eukaryota; Metazoa; Mollusca; Bivalvia; Ostreida; Ostreidae. The record is from RefSeq and is a predicted model, not a curated record. The coding region runs from base 102 to 614 and encodes 170 amino acids.
GUGGGAUCGAUAUUUAAUUAGGAAGUACACGUUAUGUCGGGAAAUGUUUUACGAUGAAAUUGAACGAUGCAUCAGUAUUUUUCACAUUCCCAUUAUGAAUAAUGUUUCUUUCCAAGAUAGAGUUUUGUGUCGGUGUCAACGUAAUAUUUUUUCUUUCUUCACAAGUCUGCAUGCUAUGUAACAGUCGCACAGAAUGUGGUCAGCACCAGAUAUGGAAUGACGGAGUAUGCAAAUGCAUGAAUUCACCAGUCAUGAUAACACCGCUCAUCAAAGAAGAUUGCAAAGCGGGUUACUAUGGUAUCAAUUGUUCAAUACCCUGUAGAUACCCAAAUUUUGGCCUGGACUGUCAAAUGAAGUGUCAUUGCCCGAAGGAAUUCUGCAAUGCACGCAUGGGAUGUGUGUAUGAUAUUUCUACUUCAGUCUAUUAUACUACAAAGCGGACCCAGGAGAAAUCGCCUUGGACAUCUAGCAAAGAGAUAGUAAUAGGAGUUCUAAUAUUCUGCGGUGUCCUAAUGGUUUACAUUAUAUACCUACUAACUGUCAUCAACAAAAGAAAAUGCAAAUCAAAUCAAAGAACACUAUCCUCUUAUAGCGGAAGCUUCACCGCUAUUUAAGACUUGUCAUUUAGCACAGUCAAACCGGAAUAUAAAUCUUGCAUUGAAGAAAUUAUGUCUGAGUUUUAAUCAAAACUAUGUAUAGUUUCUCAAAGUGUAACGUCCUGUCGUAUUUAUUAGCACUACGGUUUUACACUAGAGUACAGUUUAUUCUAAUAUUUUUGUUGUUUUACGUCCUGUUUAAACAUCAUUCAUAUAGAACCCUUUCCGCCUCUCGUAUCAAAACAUUGUUGCAUAACCGCAAAUAUAGGGGAAGUACCACAUAUCUGUAUAUACAUUGUUUUAAGACGAGUGUUAUCAAUUAUGCUUAUAUAAGAACCUCGUAAGUUGUUAGAACUUGUGUUCCAACCUUUUGUAUAUUGUCUAUGCAACACAUAUGUUUAAAGCAAGGUGGAUUAAAAUUGACUUUUAAAAACUCCAAUUUCAAUAUCAUCUUUUUCAAAUUGUCCUUGCUGAAAAAUGUCACCAUUCGUAGGAUGAUAAACGUAGUACUUCCAUGUUUACAAAGAUUCUGCGCUGAGUUAGUGCACUGUGACGUCAAAUAUUUUGACUAUAUAUAAAGAACGAAAAUUACGUAAAAUGUAUUUCAUUUCCUGCCAAUUAAUGUUCCGCUGUCUUAUAAUGCUGCAUGCAUUUUUGGAGUAAAAUUAUGUUUCUUUCUUAGUAUAAAAAUGUAGGUGUGUUCGAUAUUUGAUAUCUGCCUGCCAAAUUUAGAUACCCAUUGAAACAAAAUUGAUUACACUUAUUGAUUGUUCAUUAAAUAAAUAGCAGCU